GCCUAACUUCCGGGAAGGCGCUACUUCCGCUUACCCCCAAGAUGAGUACCAUGUUUGCCGACACCGUACUUAUAGUUUUUAUCUCGGUGUGCACCGCGCUGUUAGCCGAGGGCAUAACAUGGGUGCUGGUUUAUAGAACGGAGAAGUAUAAGAGACUGAAAGCAGAGGUGGAGAAGCAGAGUAAAAAAUUGGAAAAAAAGAAGGAAACAAUAACAGAAUCAGCUGGCAGACAGCAGAAAAAGAAAAUAGAGAGGCAAGAGGAGAAACUGAAGAACAACAAUAGAGAUCUGUCAAUGGUUCGCAUGAAGUCCAUGUUUGCAAUUGGUUUUUGUUUCACUGCCCUGAUGGGGAUGUUCAAUUCCAUAUUUGAUGGUAGAGUGGUUGCAAAGCUCCCUUUUGUACCACUUUCCUACAUCCAGGGCUUAUCCCAUCGUAAUCUUUUGGGUGAAGAUUACACAGAUUGUUCUUUCAUCUUCCUCUACAUUCUCUGCACCAUGUCUAUUCGGCAGAAUAUUCAGAAGCUGCUGGGUCUGGCUCCUUCUCGAGCUGCCACCAAGCAGGCCGGAGGAUUCCUUGGCCCACCACCUCAAGCUGGGAAAUUCUCCUAAAAUAAGUGAAGUAGUUUGCAUCUCGCCAUUGGAAACCUGAAAAACAUUCUCACAUUGCAAGAAGUUGUGACUUCAUAAAAGGCUUUCUGAACAUUCCCUGGAUGGCUAAGGGCAACUAUAAUAAAAGAUUCAGCACGUUUGACCAGAUCAUACAUCCUGCUGGAGGGCAUUGGAGAAAUACGUUAGUGGUAAUUUGUGUGCUGCUUUGUUCCAGUGAAAACUUAAUGAAACUGUUUGGUUUGAUGAGAAAAUGACUGAGCCAUACAAGUAGGAGAACCAUAAGCCUAAAUAUUUAAUAGAUUUCACCUGUUCUAUGGGGCAUCCGACAAUUUGCCACUUGUAUAUUUUGAAUCUAUUUGCAAAAACCAUCACUUUUGUCUUUUUAUAGUUGAUUUUCAGCUUUUCUUUUGUGGCCAAUUGAUUGAAAGAUUUUAAUAGUCUCCUUAGGCCUUAUUGGGUCUGAGAUAGUAGAAUAGUGUCAUCAGCAUAAUAAGAACUGUAACUUUUGUAGAUCCCAAUUUGGGAGGCACAUAGUAAUCGUCACUUAAAUCAGUUAUUAACGAAUUAACACAAAUGCUGAACAAUGUUGGUGCUAAUAAACAUCCUUGACAAACA
Molecule: messenger RNA, 1223 nt
Organism: Elgaria multicarinata webbii
Lineage: Eukaryota; Metazoa; Chordata; Lepidosauria; Squamata; Anguidae
Gene: TMCO1
Product: transmembrane and coiled-coil domains 1
Exons: 7
Coding region: 42-608 (188 amino acids)
Biological process (GO): endoplasmic reticulum calcium ion homeostasis
Cellular component (GO): endoplasmic reticulum membrane; cytoplasm; endoplasmic reticulum
Molecular function (GO): calcium channel activity
Source: RefSeq, a predicted model, not a curated record